This is a messenger RNA of Aspergillus bombycis, 813 nucleotides long. RefSeq lists its product as uncharacterized. Bases 1 to 813 code for a protein of 270 amino acids. NCBI's taxonomy places the organism in Eukaryota, Fungi, Ascomycota, Eurotiomycetes, Eurotiales, Aspergillaceae. The transcript has a single exon. The record is from RefSeq and is a predicted model, not a curated record.
AUGGUUCUCAUGGCGGAUGGUGAAUGGGGAGUGUGGGAUCUCGAAGGGGCAGGCCCAGGAACCAUAAAGGGCCCACUCCAGCGUCAAUCCAGUGUACAGGGGGUGACUGGCGGAUCUUUGACUGCUUUUUCUGUCAGUGGUCGGAUCCUGAGUCCGCUGUCAGGAGCCCGAUCUGAAACAGGCGGGCCUAUCGUGGAACAGCGUCCUAAAUUCGCACCCCUGACGCCACAUACUAAGCGUGUGCGUGAAGAUACCUUGCUGAAGGGCGCCAUGGUUGGGUCAAUUAUGCCAUCUUUGUGCGGAGAAAUCUCCGUCUAUCAAACCAAUUCGUACCGUGAUUCGCUAUCUGACGAGUCGAUUCUGUUGCGACACGGCAACCAGAGUGCUGUCAUUCCAAGUUUGCUGUCCUUGUGGCGGAAUGCUGUCAAAGCAACCGGAACUUUUGAUGCGUCCAACCGCUGCCGAGUUUCAGCCAUCCAAGAUAUCGCCUUAAUGGGCGAACAUUUAAAGGGCAUCGGCCACCUUCCUGCCGCUUUUCGCCAGACUCGCCAAGCUGAAGGUGGAGACCAUGAUGCUCUUCUCAUUGCAGAACACCGAAUCAUAGUCCUUACUCCAAGACUGAAUGAGCCGGAUGAAUAUCCUGCACUUCUAGGGUCAGUGAACGAGACACCGACCGCAGAAACUGAUCAGUUGAAGCUUCGGCGUGGUGAACUUGACGUCGAAGGAAUGGAUCGAUUACUGAGUGGGAUGGCCGGUGGGAAUCAAUCCCUCCGAAUGGGGAGUCCUAUUAAGCGGGCGCGGAUUUUCACCUGA